AAAAAUAAUAAAGCAAAUAUUAUAAAAUAAAAAACAGAGUUCCAUUAUUUCUUAGGUUUUUUUGCGUUGGAUUCAUUUAAGUUUGAUGGAAGAUGAAACAUUAACAUCAUCAUAACACACAACCAUAAUUUAUUUCCUUAGAUUAGAUCUCUUUCUUCCUUAACUUAAACCUCAGAUUCUCUUUUUUUUUUCUAUUUGUAAUAAUUAUUAAUUACAUGAAUCUUUCUCUUCUAUGUUUGUCUCUCUCACUCCAAAUUUGUUAAUUAUAAAUUGUGGGUUUUGUCUGUUGAGCUCAAAACUGAAAACCCAGUUGCUGGUUUUGAUUAUUUUUCUGUUGGGUGUUUUUUAAUUCAAGUUUUUUGGUUAAAGAUCUCAUCUUUCUUUUACCAUAAAAUGUGGUUCAAGAACAGCAAAAAUAUCUUCAAAGUAACCCUCAAAUCUUUGGAUCUAACCACAUUCUCUCUAGAUCCAUCUUCAAAACUUGAAAAGGGUUCAUGUUAAUUGACCUAAUUCUACCAUUUUAAUGGCUAUGAUGCUGUUGUAAUUUUAGUUUAACCCUCUUUACAUUGGGGUUUCUUUGUUUUGGAAAUAAAGCAGGAGAAGAGAAGUUUGAAUCUUUAACCAUGUUGAAGCAAUUCUUGAGUAAACUCCCUAGAAAAUCAUCAAAGCCUGACUCAACUGAGCCAACUCGGAUUGAGGCUCCUUGUAUUCAGAGAUCCACAAGCUUAUUCCCUGCCUCUGGAGCUAAGUGUAAUGGUCCGAAGCGGACCUCAUCGGCUGUGUUUCCGGCCAGUGUGGUGGCUGGGAUUGAGCCUUUGGUUCCAUUCAAGGAUGUUCCAAGUGCAGAAAGAAUGAACCUUUUUGUAAGCAAAGUAAGUUUGUGUUGUGUGACGUUUGAUUUCACUGACCCAACUAAGAACACACUUGAAAAAGAUGUAAAGAAACAAACUUUGCUUGAGCUUUUAGAUUUUGUAGCUUCUGGGUCUGUGAAAUUCAGUGAGCCUGCAAUCUUAGCAAUGUGUAGAAUGUGUGCUGUUAAUUUAUUUAGAAUCUUUCCGCCGAAUUAUAGGACUAAUUCUAAUAGUUUGAGUGAGAAUGAGGAUAAUGAUGAGCCAAUGUUUGAUCCUGCUUGGCCACAUUUGCAAAUUGUGUACGAUUUGUUGCUUAGAUUUAUUACUUCUUCCUGCUUAGAUGCUAAAGUAGCCAAGAAGUACAUAGACCAUUCAUUUAUUUUGAGAUUGCUCGACUUGUUUGAAUCCGAGGAUCCAAGAGAAAGGGACUGUUUGAAGACAAUAUUGCAUAGAGUUUAUGGGAAAUUUAUGGUGCAUAGGCCUUUUAUUCGAAAGGCGAUAAGCAAUAUAUCUUACAGGUUUGUUUUUGAGAUCGAGAAGCAUAAUGGUAUUGCGGAAUUGUUGGAGAUUUUUGGGAGUAUUAUUAGUGGCUUUGCGUUGCCAUUGAAAGAGGAGCAUAAGAUUUUCUUAUGGAGGGUUUUGAUACCACUCCAUAAGCCAAAAUCUGUGGGAAUUUAUUUUCAACAGUUGUCGUAUUGUGUGACACAGUUUAUUGAGAAGGAGCCAAAGUUGGCUACGAUUGUGAUAAAGGGAUUGCUCAAAUACUGGCCGAUAACUAAUAGCCAGAAGGAGGUAAUGUUUCUUGGUGAAUUGGAAGAGAUUUUGGAAGCUAUUAACAUGGUGGAAUUUCAGAAAAUUAUGGUUCCGUUGUUCUGGCGGAUUGGGUGCUGCAUUAACAGUUUCCACUUUCAGGUGGCGGAAAGAGCCCUUUUCUUGUGGAACAAUGACCAAAUUGUCAACUUAAUUGCACAUAACCGGCAUGCGAUUAUGCCCGUCAUAUUUCCAGCUUUAGAGAAAAAUGCCCAUAACCAUUGGAAUCAAGCAGUGCUCAACUUAACUCUGAAUAUCAGAAAAAUGUUCUCCGAGAUGGAUGAACCACUAUUUGUCUCCUGCCUUGAACAAUUCAAGGAAGAACAAGAAAACCUAAGCUCCAUGUCCGAAAAGCGAAAGGAAGCAUGGCGGCAACUGGAGUACGCUGCCAGUCUCAAACCCGUAACAGGAAAUACCGCUGUCUUGGUAACUCCUUUCGCUGCCUCAAUUGCAUGUUAACCAAUGUAUUAUUAACUGCGGUUUUGGCCGAGUUUUUGUUUCAGCUCCCCUCUCCUUUCAUGGAAAUUGCUGCUAAUUGGGGUUGUAGGAUUUUUUUUUUGUGGGGAUGGUACUAUGGCAGAUAGUUAUUGUUGUAACUUGUACUGAUCAUCCUGUUGUAUUUUCUGGUGCUACUGUGUGGAUGUUAAUUUGCUUCCUUCUGUAAGCUUAAUUGGAAGUGCCAUGCGGUGUACUAUUACAAUUAAUUUCUUUUUGUGGUCAGCUUCUUUGCUAA
Messenger RNA from Mercurialis annua (annual mercury), 2394 nucleotides. RefSeq names its product serine/threonine protein phosphatase 2A 57 kDa regulatory subunit B' kappa isoform. The coding region runs from base 624 to 2120 and encodes 498 amino acids. The record is from RefSeq and is a predicted model, not a curated record. Lineage: Eukaryota; Viridiplantae; Streptophyta; Magnoliopsida; Malpighiales; Euphorbiaceae. The transcript is spliced from 2 exons. Gene Ontology annotation, molecular function: protein phosphatase regulator activity. Gene Ontology annotation, biological process: signal transduction. Gene Ontology annotation, cellular component: protein phosphatase type 2A complex.